This is a messenger RNA of Strongyloides ratti, 1965 nucleotides long. Its product is annotated as Potassium channel subfamily K member 18. Bases 1 to 1965 code for a protein of 654 amino acids. NCBI's taxonomy places the organism in Eukaryota, Metazoa, Nematoda, Chromadorea, Rhabditida, Strongyloididae. Gene Ontology annotation, cellular component: membrane. Gene Ontology annotation, molecular function: potassium ion leak channel activity. The transcript is spliced from 7 exons. Gene Ontology annotation, biological process: potassium ion transmembrane transport; stabilization of membrane potential. The record is from RefSeq and is a predicted model, not a curated record.
AUGCAAUCUACAUACUUAAUGUUCAAAAGACCUUCUACUACAGCAAGUAGAGAGUUGGCUGUUGAAAAUAUUUCAAGAAGAUCAUCCGUUGCUAGAAGAGAAAGUGAUCGAUCUGGAAGAAAAAGUGUUGAAGAAUUAAGUGCUGAUCGAUUAAACCAAUACCUAGAUGGAGGAAAAGGAACAAAUGAAAGUCAUGGAAUCUUUGAACAAAUAGUUGAUGGUGUUAAUGAAAAAAAUAGACCACCAACAACAUUUCCUAAAAUUCCAGAACCAACAACAAAAGAAAGGUGGAAAAAGCGUCUUAGAAUAAUUUUUCCUCAUGUUGGUUUAGUUUUUUUAUCAUGUGCUUAUACUUUAAUAGGAGCUUCAAUAUUUCAUUAUUAUGAGAUGCCAUAUGAAAUACGAAUAAGAAAUGAAACAUCUCAACGUAUAAAUACAUUAAAAAUGAAUAUUAUUAAUGAAUUAUGGAGUAUGGUACAGGAACAAGAAAAUAUUACUUUACGUAAUUUUGAUAGUUUUUCAUCAUACGCUCAUCAAGGGAUGAAUAAUGUAAUAAAAGAUGUAUUUGUUGAUUAUACAAAAAAUUACAUGACACCGGACGAUAUUAUCAAUGGUACGGGUCCCAUAAAAUGGACGUUCGGUUCCAGUAUCUUUUUCUCAUGGACAGCUAUAACAACUAUUGGUUAUGGACAUAUAGUACCAAGAACGAAUCAAGGACGUAUUGCGUGCCUUUUAUAUGCUUUAAUAGGAAUUCCACUUAUUCUUGUAACAAUUGCAGAUAUGGGUCGUUUUUUAAGUGGUGGUAUAAUAUUUCUUUACAACUUUCUUCGUAAAUUAUUUUAUAGAACAAUUAGAAAAAUUUACAAAUGUUUUCGUUUAAUAUUUUGUUGUAAAAGUUGUCGUUAUAUAUGUAAAAGAACAAGAUCAAAAAAUACCGAUGUGCCUAAAAGUUUAGAAGAUGAUAGUAAUAAUAGAGAUAAUCAUAACAAUAAUCGUAGGCAAUCAGGUAUCACAAAUUUAAAAAAAAAACCUAAUGGUGGAAUACUUGCUAAUACAAAUCGUAUACCUACUAUUAUAGAAGAUGAUGCAAUAUCAGAAUCUGGAACUUUAGGAGAUGUAUCUGAAAUACAAACAGUUGAUGAUUCAGAUGCUUCUAUAGAUCAGGAAGGUAAAGGAAAAAAAAGUACCAGUUUUGAGGAUGACCCUAGUUCAAAUGAAGAAGAUUAUAAAAUUUCUGAUCAUGAAAGAAGAGUAUCUGUACUUUUUAUCUUAAUAAUAAUGCUAUGUUAUACUGCUGGUGGAGCAUGUUUAAUUCAAUGUUGGGAAGAUUGGGAUUUUAUGGAAGCAUUUUACUUUUGUUUUGUGACUGUCACAACAAUUGGUUUUGGAGAUAUUGUGCCUCAUAAUGCAGAUUUUUUACCAUUAACUUUAGCAUAUAUAAUAUUUGGCCUUAUUAUUACAACAAUGUGUAUUGAUUUAGUAGGAAGUGAAUAUAUUAAAGAUAUUCAUUUUUAUGGUAGAUCAAUAGGACGUUCUUUUUUAACAAUUGGUGGAAAAGUAGUACAUUUAUCAGAAGUCUUUUCAUAUGUAGCAUUUUUACAAAAAAAUUUUGGUCUUACACCAGAACAAUUAGAUAGAUUAGCACAAUUACCAGAAGAAUAUUUAUUAGAUUGUCUAGUUAAUGGUAAACAACCUGAUGUUAAAUGGAUUGGUGGUAGACCAUUUAUACCACAAGAUAUUUAUUAUUUUAAAUGGAUUGAACAACCAAGAACAUUAUCAUUUGUCUCAGAAAGAGUUUUAGCUUCAAUGGAAAGUCUUGAUCUUAAUACAUCUAGAUGUAGUACAGCACGAACAUUAACACCAAAAGAAUAUUAUCAAAAAAUUUUAGUUCAUUAUUGUAGGCAAAUGCAACCUCCUGAUACUGGAAAUGAUAUUCCUAAUAUAGAUGCUAAAAAAGGCCUUUAA